AUGGCGUGUGAACCAAGAAUUAUCGAAGAAUUCUACGAUAAACAUCGUGAAACAAUCGAAAGUACUCCAGAGGAGUUGAUUUUUAGUAUCGAUGAAACAUUCAUAAACAAAUUUAAGAAGAAGAAAGUUGCAUUACCUGAGGAGAUAGAGCAUAUGAUCGCCAAAGGAAUUCCAAACUUUCCGCACAUUACAGCUUUAUGCGGAUGCUCAAUGACAGGCAAAUCUGUCCCACCUCUCUUUGUUCUCCCAUGUAUUGCAGAACUACCUAGAGAACUGAAAGUAUUCCAGCGCGAAAGACAUUGUUGGUUUACUUCUACGCCAAAAGGCUGGGUGAACAGAAGUGUAUUCUUAUUGUAUUGCAUUUUCUUCAUCGAGUGGCUUAACUUUGAACGCCAGAGAAUGCCAGAAGAUAUACGUGACAAGCCUGCUCUCAUUGUGUGUGAUGGACACUCCAGCCGCGAGAAUCCUCUGGCAUUGUUCCUUUUGGCAAGUGCCAACAUCAAAUUAAUUGUUCUUCCCGCACAUACAACACACAUUUUACAAGUAUUUGAUGUUGGCAUUGCCAAAAGAUUAAAGUCCAAAUUCACGGAUUAUCUGAGAGAUUACAUUAAGGCACCGAAGCAAGA
This is a messenger RNA of Trichomonas vaginalis G3, 626 nucleotides long. Its product is annotated as DDE endonuclease family. Gene Ontology annotation, cellular component: nucleus. The annotation marks the transcript as partial. NCBI's taxonomy places the organism in Eukaryota, Parabasalia, Trichomonadida, Trichomonadidae. The transcript has a single exon. Gene Ontology annotation, molecular function: DNA binding. The record is from RefSeq and is a predicted model, not a curated record.